AUUGAUCUUGGCCCCAAGAAGUAAGACAACGACCAGGUAUAUAACAGGGUUGGUUUCAGCAUAGAUUGUGGAUUUAUUCAACCAUCACCUCUACUCUACCUGCAAACACCCCAACUGCAUUCAGUCAAUGUGCAAAACAAUCAACAUGCUCAACAAGCUCAAACCAAAGCGUAGCAAGGACACCGCAGCUGAAACCAAUGAGGCCACGACCGAAACCAAAGAAGUCGCCCCAUCCACAGCCCAGCCCGAGACAGAAACAAAGCUCCCCUCAUACAUCACCGACUCCGCCGUGCAAACCUACGACAUCCCCUACAAGAAUUGGAAAUCGACCAAGGCGCUCGUCAACGACGUCAGUACCGGCACCACGCUGUACGAACUCGACGUGCCCACCAUCUUCCGCUCCAAAGUGCUCAUGCGAACGGCAAACGACGAUGCCGAGAUUGGACACUGCCAGUCCAGCCUGUUCAAGAGCACGCUCAAGGCCGAGCUGCGCGGGCAAGCGUUGGAGCUGCAGUUGAAGAAACGGUUCAGCUCCGACUACACUUAUGCCUCUCCUGCAUUUGGCGGCGCCACGAUGACUUGGACGUUUCACAGCGGUUGGAGCGACAUCUACUACGUCCUUCUUGACGAGCAGAGUCUGCCAGUUGCGCGGUGGACGGCGAGAGGUCCAUCGAUCUUCACGAAUCUCGGCAAGGUGGAGUUCUUGGGGACCAAGGCGGAGAGUCAGGAGGCCAGAGAGGAGAUCUUCCUCACCGGCUUGACGUUGAUCUAUAUCAUUGUCACGUCGAGAUCAACAUCAGUGUGAGGUAUACGUUGGACGACUACGAAAGAGUGCCAUUCGGGUUGUUCGGAGUUGGUCGGGGUCCAUCAAUUCGCGUGUAGAUUAGCUCGAACGAUUCACGAAGUCAUGCACGCUCUACUA
Neohortaea acidophila is the source of this 922-nucleotide messenger RNA. RefSeq lists its product as uncharacterized. NCBI's taxonomy places the organism in Eukaryota, Fungi, Ascomycota, Dothideomycetes, Mycosphaerellales, Teratosphaeriaceae. The coding region runs from base 128 to 805 and encodes 225 amino acids. The transcript has a single exon. The record is from RefSeq and is a predicted model, not a curated record.